AGCCAGAGGAGAAUGAAGACAAUGAAACUGUAGUUGGGCUCUGGUUUUCUUCCUGAACUAGAGAGCGGAACCAUUGUUGCAGCUGUGUGAGUCGACGGAACCUCCGUGGUGUAACACGCUGUCAGACGCAGCUUCCGAAGUGUGCAAGGAGCUUUUAAAAAUAUUUUUCUUUUAUAUAAAAAAACGGAGAAGGGAGUAUUGUUUUCGUAAAUUAAGGAAUCGGGGCUUCUAGUGUGGUUCUGGAGAGAGAACAGGUGUAUAAUGGAGGAUGAAGAUGAUUGCCCAGAACUGGUACCCAUCGACACCCAGCCUGCUGCUCCAGCCCAGCAGAUACCUGUCACCAUCAUCACAGGCUACCUUGGUGCUGGGAAGACUACACUCCUAAACUACAUCCUGACUGAACAACACAACAAACGGAUCGCUGUUAUACUUAAUGAAUUUGGAGAAGGCAGCGCCCUGGAGAAGUCCCUGGCAGUGAGUCAGGCCGGUGAGCUGUACGAGGAGUGGCUGGAGCUGAGGAACGGCUGCCUCUGUUGCUCUGUCAAGGACAAUGGUCUUAAAGCCAUUGAAAACCUGAUGGAGAAGAAAGGAAAGUUUGACUACAUCUUGUUAGAAACCACUGGACUUGCUGAUCCAGGAGCUGUGGCCUCCAUGUUUUGGGUCGARGCGGAGCUCGGCAGUGACAUCUAUCUGGAUGGCAUCGUGACCGUCAUCGACGCUAAAUAUGGGCUGCAGCAAGUGAAAGAAGAGAAAGCAGAUGGACGUAUCAAUGAAGCAGCCAGGCAGAUUGCUCUCGCAGACCUGACCAUCAUCAACAAAACGGACCUUGUAAAUGAGGAGGAACUGAACCGAGUCAGAGACACUGUCAGGUCUAUAAAUGGUCUCGUCAAGAUAGUAGAAACCCAGAGAUCGAGGGUGGAGCUCUCUGAGGUGUUGGAUCUGCACUCUUUUGACGACGAGGACGGAGCGAAGUUUGCAGAGAAGCUCCAGCUGGUGAAACCCACAAGGUCGCAUCUCGACAAGACUAUUUUAACAGUGACGUUUGAAGUGACGGGAGAUCUCUGUGAGGAAGCGCUGAAUGCCUUCAUCCAAGAUCUGCUUUGGGAAAAGAAGUUCCGGAACAAAGAAGGGGAACCCAUGACAGUCAUCCGGUUAAAGGGCAUAGUGUCACUCGCAGGUAAAGCCCACCAAGUGAUGCUGCAGGGGGUCCACGAGCUAUACGAGUUAAAUGAGACGCCACAGCUUUGGGAGGCAAACUCGCGUAUCAACAGACUAGUUUUUAUAGGUAGGAAUCUGAACAAGGACAUCCUGCAGGAACAUUUUAUUUCUUCCGUGGUGCUGAAUACAGGGCAGAAAUAGUUAGAAGUGCUUCUUUUGUCUUCAUAUUAAAGGAGGAUUUUGUUGUAAAAGUUGCAGCAGGUAAAGCUGAGAGAGCUUUCAGAGGCAGGCUGAAGGAAUUUUAUCACAAACCUGCUUUAAAGGCUUCAGUUUGGAAGAGUGUGCUGUAAUUUGAAACAUUAAUUUUGUACAACUUCCAAAAAAAAAAAAAAAAGGAGAAGAAAAUGUUUCAGCACUCAAAACAUGCCCCAAAAAUGCAAUCAACAUCUUGUAUUUUUUUUUAGAUUAACAAUGACUGAGUUGUGAUUGAAUCAUUUUGCUGAUGUCUGCUUUUCAUCAGUUCUGCAUUUCUAAAUUAUUCAAAAUAAAAGUUUAUUCUGAGUUUG
This is a messenger RNA of Austrofundulus limnaeus, 1724 nucleotides long. It is a transcript of the gene zng1a, whose product is annotated as COBW domain containing. Gene Ontology annotation, cellular component: cytoplasm. Lineage: Eukaryota; Metazoa; Chordata; Actinopteri; Cyprinodontiformes; Rivulidae. The record is from RefSeq and is a predicted model, not a curated record.